Messenger RNA from Necator americanus (New World hookworm), 1230 nucleotides. RefSeq lists its product as uncharacterized. Lineage: Eukaryota; Metazoa; Nematoda; Chromadorea; Rhabditida; Ancylostomatidae. The record is from RefSeq and is a predicted model, not a curated record. Bases 1 to 1230 code for a protein of 409 amino acids. Gene Ontology annotation, biological process: sex differentiation; regulation of transcription by RNA polymerase II. Gene Ontology annotation, cellular component: nucleus. The transcript has 9 exons. Gene Ontology annotation, molecular function: RNA polymerase II cis-regulatory region sequence-specific DNA binding; DNA-binding transcription factor activity, RNA polymerase II-specific.
AUGAGUGGCGAGGUGGUCGCAACGGUACCACCUGGUACACAAGUUGUCGUCGAGGCGAAACUUCUCACUUCGGAUGUGGACCAUACGAUAGAAGAAGUACGACAGGAAACGAUACAACAAGUACAUGAAGCGUUAACGGUUGUCGGUCAACCAAUUCCGAAUUUACCGAACGCAAGGCCUCCUAAUCGGACGUUAUUCUGCAGAAAAUGUGAGGGACAUGGGCUACAGGUCGUCCUAAAGGGUCAUGCAUCCAGAUGUCCAUACAACAACUGUCAAUGCAAAACGUGCUCAAAUGUGAUGUCGAUGAGAGCUAAUGCGAUCAUAAGAAGAUAUCGGACGCGAACACUUGAAGGUGGUCUUGUGUUGAAACCGGUACAUUUCAAGAAUGGAAACACACGCCUUAGGGUAUUUCCCAAAUACGUUGAUGAGUCUGACGCAUUACCGAUCCCAAUGGAACGUCCUCGUGAGAAAAAUCCGUCUGGAGACGACGGUUCUGUAAAAAGUCAAACCAUGCCUAUUACACCCCCUGGGCAUGGAGCUGGACCAUUUGCAGUGAAGCGCAGUUUUAGCGAAACCCAAGUGGACUGUCUUCAGGAGGCAGAAAAACGCUCGUCACCAAAGAGAUCGUAUGCUGAACCCGCUACUGCUGGUUCACCAGUAGAAACCAGUCCACAGCCACAAUUUGCUCAGUAUACUCAGCCCAAUCUACUAGAUUUACUUUUAAAACAUCAACUGUCGAACCACGAUCCAGCGACUGACCUUCUGACUCAAGGACUUCUUGGUCUACCAACUAGUUGUCUGCCUAUUUGCUCUUUGCCGCCUUACGAUCCUCCAUCCUCAACACUUCUUGCCUCAUCACUAUCUAGUCUACCUACUGCCUCACUUACAUAUUCAUCACCAGUGACCUCCUACCAGAACCCGUUUCUGACUGCGUCUUCGUUCAUCAAUUCAUCAUCAACAACUCUAGAAGAAAAGGAACCUAUCGUCUGUCCCACUAGUCAACUUAGCGAACUAUCAAUUGGUAUCUCAGAACCGCCGGUUUCUGAGCAGCAAAAGUUGACCCCGGGAAUGAUUAUGAUAGCCGGCAGCCAAAUGGAAAGAGAGCCGGAGCGAUUUACUGCCAAUCUCAUGAUCUCACCUACAGCUGACAAAAGCCAUCCACUUUUCAAACAAUUCCUCGCCACUGUCAGAGAAUUGGAGAAGCAAAUGCUUUCUGAGUUUAGAACGUGA